Siniperca chuatsi (mandarin fish) is the source of this 1617-nucleotide messenger RNA. It is a transcript of the gene ckba, whose product is annotated as creatine kinase, brain a. Gene Ontology annotation, molecular function: creatine kinase activity. The record is from RefSeq and is a predicted model, not a curated record. The transcript has 8 exons. Lineage: Eukaryota; Metazoa; Chordata; Actinopteri; Centrarchiformes; Sinipercidae. Bases 165 to 1310 code for a protein of 381 amino acids. Gene Ontology annotation, biological process: phosphocreatine biosynthetic process.
ACCAAUGGGAGGAGAGAUGGUCUACUAUAAAUCACCGUCUCAAGUCAUCAGACUGACCGGAGAGCUGCUGGUGGUUUGUGAGCUCCUCGGCCGGAAAAAUAGGGAUCUUUGUCUCAACCCCUGGUAGUAAUAGUAAUCCACAAAUCCGACAACAGGGAUCAGCCAUGCCUUUCGGUAACACGCACAACCAGCUGAAGAUGAAGUACACCUCGGAGCAGGAGUACCCGGACCUCAGCAAACACAACAAUCACAUGGCCAAGGUCCUGACUCCUGCUAUGUACGAGCGGCUGAGGAGCAAACAGACACCCAGUGGAUUUACUCUGGAUGAUGUCAUUCAGACUGGGAUUGAUAACCCAGGCCACCCCUUCAUUAUGACUGUGGGCUGCGUCGCUGGAGACGAGGAGACAUACGAGGUCUUCAAAGAGCUGCUGGACCCCGUGAUCGAGGACAGACAUGGAGGAUACAAACCCACAGACAAGCACAAGACCGACCUGAACCCAGCCAACCUGAAGGGUGGCGACGACCUCGACCCCAACUAUGUUCUGAGCUCCCGUGUCCGAACAGGCCGCAGCAUCCGCGGCUUCUGCCUGCCACCUCACUGCAGCAGAGGAGAGAGACGCGCCGUGGAGAACCUCUCCAUCGAAGCUCUGGCCUCCCUGACCGGAGACCUGAAGGGGAAAUACUACGCCCUGAAGAACAUGACGGACGCUGAGCAGCAGCAGCUCAUCGAUGACCACUUCCUGUUUGACAAGCCAGUGUCUCCUCUGCUGCUGGCCUCAGGGAUGGCCCGCGACUGGCCCGACGCCAGGGGCAUCUGGCACAACGAUAACAAGACAUUCCUGGUGUGGGUGAAUGAGGAGGACCACCUGCGUGUGAUCUCUAUGCAGAAAGGCGGCAACAUGAAGGAAGUGUUCAAUCGUUUCUGUACCGGACUCACCAAGAUUGAGAGCCUGUUCAAGGAGAGAAACCAUGCAUUCAUGUGGAAUGAGCACCUGGGCUACGUCCUCACCUGCCCAUCUAACCUGGGCACAGGCCUGCGUGCAGGUGUGCACGUCAAGCUGCCCAACAUGAGCAAACAUGCCAAGUUUGAGGAGGUUCUCAAGAGGCUGAGACUCCAGAAACGUGGAACUGGUGGCGUGGACACGGCCGCUGUGGGCGGAGUGUUUGACAUUUCCAACGCUGACAGACUGGGCUUCUCUGAGGUGGAGCUGGUGCAGAUGGUGGUCGAUGGAGUCAGGCUGCUGGUGGAGAUGGAGAAGAAGCUGGAGAAGGGCCAGUCCAUCGACGACAUCAUGCCCGCCCAGAAGUAAAACCACCCCGACACUCCUCCCCCCCUCCCAGUAUCCUCUCCCCAGUACCCCCCUCCUCCUCUCCCCAGUACCCCCCUCCUCCUCUCCCCAGUAUCCUCUCCCCAGUACCCCCUCCUCCUCUCCCCAGUACCCCCUCCUCCUCUCCCCAGUAUCCUCGCUCCCCCUCCUCAGUCCCCCCCCCCCUCUCUCUCCCCCGAACCCCCCCAGUCUGAAUGAAUGCACUCUAUCAGUUUGGCUUUAUGUAUUUAAGAAGACGGUUCCUGUACAGUGAGGAUGAUCUGAAAUAAAAACAAUCUUAUUAAACUUG